Molecule: messenger RNA, 12180 nt
Organism: Ochotona curzoniae (black-lipped pika)
Lineage: Eukaryota; Metazoa; Chordata; Mammalia; Lagomorpha; Ochotonidae
Gene: TNXB
Product: tenascin XB
Exons: 41
Coding region: 1-11991 (3996 amino acids)
Molecular function (GO): protein binding
Source: RefSeq, a predicted model, not a curated record
AUGAUGCCAGCCCUUUGUCCCCUCAGCCUCCGUCUGGCCCUAUUGGUGUUGCUGAGCACAGCCAGAGCAGGCCCCUUCUCUCCACGGUCCAACACAAGCCUCUCAGCCCCUCGGCCCCCUCCCCAGCCUGGGGGCCGCACCGUGGAGGCAGGUGGUGGAAGUCCCUCUUCGCAGCUCUACGAGCACACCGUCGAAGGAGGGGAGAAGCAGGUGGUAUUCACCCACCGCAUUAACCUGCCCACUUCCACGGGCUGUGGCUGCCCACCGGGCACAGAGCCCCCCGUCCCUGCCUCGGAGGUGCAGGCACUGAGGGUCCGGCUGGAGAUCCUGGAGGAGCUGGUGAAGGGGCUCAAGGAACAGUGUGCUGGGGGGUGUUGCCCUGCGGCUGCGCAGGCUGGCACGGGCCAGACAGACGUGCGGAGCCUCUGCAGCCUCCAUGGUGUGUUUGACCUGAGCCGCUGCGCCUGUUCCUGUGAGCCAGGCUGGAGCGGACCCACCUGCUCUGACCCCGCAGACCCCGCGAUGCCCCCCUCCACUCAGCCCCCAGCCUCCGGGUCCUGCCCUGAUGACUGUAACGAUCAGGGUCGCUGUGUCCGUGGUCGUUGCGUGUGCUUCCCUGGCUACACGGGCCCAAGCUGCAGCUGGCCUUCCUGCCCCGGGGACUGCCAGGGCCGUGGACGCUGUGUGCAGGGCGUGUGCGUGUGCCGGGCUGGUUUCUCUGGUGCUGAUUGCAGUCAGCGUUCCUGCCCCCGGGGCUGCAGCCAGAGGGGCCGCUGCGAGGAUGGGCGUUGCGUGUGUGACCCUGGUUACACGGGUGACGACUGUGGCACUCGGAUAUGUCCCUGGGACUGUGGCGAGGGAGGGCGCUGCGUGGACGGCCGCUGCGUGUGUUGGCCUGGAUACGCAGGAGAGGACUGUAGCACGCGGACUUGCCCGCGCGACUGCCGAGGCCGCGGGCGCUGCGAGGACGGCGAAUGCAUCUGCGACCCGGGCUACAGUGGGGACGACUGUGGUGUGCAACGCUGCCCAGGGGAUUGCAGCCAGAGAGGCCGCUGCGAGGAUGGGCGCUGUGUGUGCUGGCCGGGGUACACUGGGCCCGACUGCGGUGCGCGCGCCUGUCCGCGCGACUGCCGGGGCCGCGGGCGCUGUGAGAACGGCGUGUGCGUGUGCAACGCGGGCUACAGCGGCGAGGACUGUGGCGUGCGCACCUGUCCUGGGGACUGUCGUGGGCGAGGCCGUUGUGAGAGCGGUCGCUGCGUGUGCUGGCCGGGUUAUACGGGUCGGGACUGCGGUACACUUGCCUGCCCAGGAGACUGUCGCGGGCGCGGCCGCUGCGUAGACGGUCGCUGCGUGUGCAACCCAGGUUUCACGGGUGAAGACUGCGGGAGCCGUCGGUGUCCAAGCGACUGCCGCGGGCAUGGCCGCUGCGAAAACGGCAUGUGUGUGUGCGAGGCGGGCUACUCAGGUGAGGACUGCGGCGUGCGCAGCUGCCCCGGGGACUGCAGAGGCCGUGGCCAGUGCCUGGACGGGCGCUGCGUGUGCGACGACGGCUACUCGGGCCAGGACUGCAGCGUGCGGCGGUGCCCGCAAGACUGCAACCAGCGGGGCACGUGCCAGGACGGGGUGUGCACCUGUUGGGAAGGCUACGCGGGCGAGGACUGUGGCACCCGCACCUGCCCCUCCAAUUGUAACCGGCGUGGCCGCUGUGAGGACGGCCGUUGUGUGUGCGAUCCGGGCUACACUGGCCCCACCUGUGCCACACGCACCUGCCCGGCCGAUUGCCGGGGCCGCGGGCGCUGCGUGCAGGGAGUGUGCUUGUGCCACGUGGGCUACGGAGGCGAGGACUGCGGGCGAGAGGAACCUCCUGCCAGCGCCUGUCCCGGGGGCUGUGGGCCCCGGGAACUGUGCCGCGCCGGCCAAUGUGUGUGCGUGGAGGGCUUCCACGGCCCCGACUGCGCCAUCCAGACGUGCCCCGGGGACUGCCGCGGCCGCGGAGAGUGCCGCGAGGGCAGCUGCGUCUGCCAGGAUGGCUUCGCAGGGGAGGACUGUGGGGAAGAGAUUCCUGCCAUAGACAACAUGAGGAUGCACCUGCUGGAGGAGACCACCGUGCGCACAGAGUGGACCCGGACUCCGGGCCCUGUGGACGUCUAUGAAAUCCAAUUCACCCCCACGACAGAGGGGGUGAGCCCUCCGUUCACAGCACGGGUGCCCAGCUCUGCCUCAGCCUAUGAUCAGAGAGGAUUGGCUCCGGGUCAGGAGUACCAGGUCACUGUCCGUGCCCUCCGCGGGACCAGCUGGGGGCCCCCUGCCUCCAAGACCAUCACCACCAUGAUUGAUGGCCCCGUGGACCUCCGCGUAGUGGCUGUGACACCGACCACCCUGGAUCUCAGCUGGCUGCGUCCCCAGGCCGAGGUGGAUCGGUUUGUGGUGUCCUAUGUCAGUGCUGGCAACCAGAGGGUGCGGCUGGAAGUGCCCCCCGAAGCAGAUAGGACGACGCUGACAGAACUGAUGCCAGGCGUGGAGUAUGUGGUGACUGUCACCGCGGAGAGAGGCCGGGCAGUCAGCUACCCAGCUUCCGUCAGGGCCAACACAGGGUCUGCCCCCUCAGGCAUCCUGGGGCCUACCGAUGAGCCCCCUCCUGCAGGCCCCUCGACCACACAAGGAGCCCAGGGCCCCCUCCUGCAGCAGCGCCCCCAGGAGCUGGAAGAGCUGAGGGUGCUGGGCAAAGACAAGGCAGGGCGCCUGCGUGUGGCUUGGACUGCCCAGCCUGACACCUUCACCCACUUCCGGCUCUACCUACGAGUACCCGAGUGGCCAGGGGCACAUGAGGAACUGCUGCCAGGGGACAGACGCCAGGCUCUGGUGCCCUCGCCCCCUUCUGGAUCUCCCUACGAGCUGUCACUUCAUGGGGUCCCUCCCAGGGGCGAGCCCUCUGCUCCCAUCACCUACCAAGGCAUCAUGGAGCCAGAGGAGGAGAAACCUGGGGAGCCCCCAAGGAUCCCGCGCCUGGGCCAGCUGUCAGUGACUGGCUUGACCUCUGACUCACUGCUCCUGCACUGGACAGUCCCUGAUGGCGAGUUCGACUCCUUUGUGAUCCAGUACAAGGACAAGGAUGGGCCCCGGGCAGUUCCUGUGGAGGGGCCCCAACGCUCGGUCCCCAUCACCUCCCUGGAGCCAGGCCGCAAGUACAAGUUCGUCCUGUAUGGCCUGGUGGGCAAGAAGAGGCAUGGCCCCUUGGUGGCUGAAGGCAAGAUACUGCCUUACAGUGAUCCCAGCCGAGCAGCAGCUCCCCGCCUUGGGAAGCUGUGGGUGACAGAUCCCACCCCAGACUCGCUGCAGCUCUCCUGGACCGUCCCUGAGGGCCAGUUUGACUCCUUCAUGGUUCAGUACCGGGAUCGGGACGGCCGGCCCCAGGUGGUGCCUGUAGAGGGGCCUGAGCGCUCAGUCAUCAUCUCCCCCCUGGACGCUGACCACAAGUACAGAUUCGCUUUGUUUGGAAUGGCCAACAAGAAGCGCUAUGGCCCACUCACAGCAGAGGGCACCACUGCCCCAGAGAGGACGGAGGAGCCCUCCCGGCCUGCGUCACCUGAGCAGCCCAUCCUCGGGGAGCUGACGGUGACUGGCGUGACCCCUACCACCAUGCACCUGUCCUGGACCGUGCCUCAGGACCCCUUCGACUCCUUUGUGGUCCAGUACAAGGAUGCUCAGGGGCAGCCCCGGGCAGUGCCUGUCGGUGGGGACGAGAAUGAGGUCACCAUUGCUGGCCUGGAGCCCGACCGAAAGUAUAAGAUGAACCUCUACGGGCUGCAUGGAAGGCAGCGUGUGGGGCCAGUGUCUGUGGUUGCCAAGACGGCCACUCAGGAGAUUGUGGACGAGACCCCUGCCCCGACAGAGCCCAGCAUGGAGGCCCUGGAGACCCCCGAGGAGCCAGUCCUGGGGGAGCUGACGGUGACUGGGUCAUCCCCGGACUCUCUGAGCCUGUCGUGGACCGUGCCCCAGGGACACUUUGACUCCUUCAGCAUCCAGUACAAGGACAGGGAAGGACGACCCCAGGUGGUGCGCGUUGGGGGAGAGGAGCGUGAGGUGGCCGUGGAGGGCCUGGAGCCGGGGCGCAAGUACAAGAUGAACCUGUAUGGGCUGCACGAGGGACGGCGCAUGGGCCCCGUGUCCACUGUGGGUGUGACAGCCCCACAAGAGGAAGAAGAAGCUCCUGCAGUCACACAGCCACCCCUGGAGCCACGCCUCGAGGAGCUGACAGUGACGGAUGUGACCUCCAACUCUGUGGGCCUCUCAUGGAUGGUCCCUGAGGGCCGGUUUGACUCCUUCGUGGUCCAGUAUGAGGACAGAGAUGGGCAGCCCCAUGUGGUGCCUGUGGCUGCAGACCAACUCAAAGUCACUGUCCCCAACCUGGAGCCAGCAACAACCUACAAGAUGGACGUCUAUGGGGUCCACGGCGGGCAGCACGUGGGCCCCCUGUCUGUGGUGGUCAUGACAGAUCCCCUCCCUCCACCCCCCACCACUGAGGCCACGGAGCCCCGAGUGGAGCCAUACCUGGGGGAGCUGAUGGUGACAGGCGUGACUUUAGACUCUGUGGGUCUCUCAUGGACAGUCCCUGAGGGUGAAUUUGAUUCCUUUGUGGUCCAGUACAAGGACAGGGCUGGGCAGCCCCAGGUGGUGCCCGUGCCCUCAGGCCAGCGGGAGGUCACGGUCCCGGGCCUGGAGCCCUCCCGCAAAUACAAGUUUCUGCUCUUCGGUAUCCGGGAUGGGAAACGACGCGACUCAGCCUCUGUGGAGGCAAAGACGGGUAAGAGGGGUGAUGCCAGCCCAGCGACCCCGCCCCGCCUUGGGGAGCUGUGGAUAACGGACCCCACUCUGGACUCACUGCGCCUCCACUGGACAGUUCCUGAAGGCCACUUUGACUCUUUCAUGGUUCAGUUCAAGGACAAGGAUGGGCCCCAGGUGGUGCCAGUGGAGGGCCACUCACGCUCAGUCACAGUGGGCCCUCUGGACGCUGGCCGCAAGUACAGAUUCCUCCUUUACGGCCUUGUGGGCAAGAAGCGCCAUGGCCCGCUCUCCACCGAUGGCACAACUGAGACCCCCCGUGCCAUGGAGGAGACUGGCACAAAGAGGACCCCGAAACCCCGGCUCGGGGAGGAGUUGCAGGUGACCAGCGUGGCCCCGGACUCAGUAGACCUCUCAUGGACAGUCCCUGAGGGCCAGUUUGACUCCUUUGUGGUCCAGUACAAGGACAGAGCUGGGCAGCCUCAGGUGGUGCCCGUGGCAGGCAGCCUCAGGGAGGUCCGUGUCCCGGGCCUGGAGCCGGCCCGCAGGUACAAGCUGCUGCUCUAUGGGCUGCAUGAUGGCAAGCGCGUGGGGCCCAUUUCCACGACGGCCAUGACCGCCCCCAGGGAAGAACCUGAAGGUGAGAUCAAGGCCACACAGCCUCCAGCCCCAGAGCCCCGCCUUGGCGAGCUGAAAGUGGAGGAGGCCACUCAGCACGGCCUGCGGCUCUCAUGGUCAAUGAUCGAAGGAGAAUGUGACUCAUUCGAAGUGCAGUACACAGAUGAAGACGGGCAGCUCAACGUGGCCACUGUAGGGGGUGACCAAGGCGACGUUACCCUGACUGGCCUGGAAUCUGGUCACAGAUACCUGGUGACCCUGUACGGAUACUGGGAUGGGCAGCGCGUGGGUCUUGGCCGCAUCGAGGCCCAUACAGUCGCACAGGAGGAGGAGGAUCAGCCUUUAGAACCUACCACUACAACCCCUGAGCCCCCCACCAAGCCACGCCUGGGGCAGCUGACUGUGACAGACACCACCCCCGACUCCCUGAGCCUCGCCUGGACAGUCCCCGAGGGGCACUUUGACCACUACCUGGUCCAGUACAGGAAUGGAGAUGGGCAGCCCAAGGUGGUGCGGGUGCCAGGCCAUGAGGAUGAGGUGACCCUGUCGGGCCUGGAGCCAGACCACAAGUACAAGGUGAACCUGUACGGCUUCCACAGCGGCCAGCGCACAGGGCCUGUGUCAGCGGUGGGGGUGACUGCUGCCGAAGAGGAGACACCCACCCCAACAGAACCCAGCACAGAGGCCCCAGUGCCCUCCGAGGAGCCAGUCCUGGGGGAGCUGACGGUGACUGGGUCAUCCCCGGACUCCCUGAGCCUGUCGUGGACCGUGCCCCAGGGACACUUUGACUCCUUCAGCAUCCAGUACAAGGACAGGGAAGGACGACCCCAGGUGGUGCGCGUUGGGGGAGAGGAGCGUGAGGUGGCCGUGGAGGGCCUGGAGCCGGGGCGCAAGUACAAGAUGAACCUGUAUGGGCUGCACGAGGGGCGGCGCGUGGGCCCCGUGUCCACCGUGGGCGUGACAGCCCCUGAAGAGGAGCCUCCUGCUGUCCCCCUCCCCAAGCCACACCUGGGGCAGCUGACUGUGACAGACACCACCCCCGACUCCCUGAGCCUCUCCUGGACAGUCCCCGAGGGGCACUUUGACCACUUCCUGGUCCAAUACAAGAACGGAGAUGGGCAGCCCAAGGUGGUGCGGGUGCCAGGCCAUGAGGACGAGGUGACCCUGUCGGGCCUGGAGCCAGACCACAAGUACAAGGUGAACCUGUACGGCUUCCACAGCGGCCAGCGCACAGGGCCUUUGUCAGCGGUGGGGGUGACUGCCCCCAGAGAAGACGAAAGAACAACAUCAGCCUUGACUGAACCCCCGACCUCAACCCCCGAACCCCCCACCAAGCCACGCCUGGGGCAGCUGACUGUGACAGACGCCACCCCCGACUCCCUGAGCCUCUCCUGGACAGUCCCCGAGGGGCACUUUGACCACUUCCUGGUCCAAUACAAGAAUGGAGAUGGGCAGCCCAAGGUGGUGCGGGUGCCAGGCCAUGAGGAUGAGGUGACCCUGUCAGGCCUGGAGCCAGACCACAAGUACAAGGUGAACCUGUACGGCUUCCACAGCGGCCAGCGCACAGGGCCUGUGUCAGCGGUGGGGGUGACUGCUGCCGAAGAGGAGACACCCUCAGAAUCCACAGAGGUGGAUGAGACCCCCACCCCAACAGAGCCCAGCACAGAGGCCCCAGUGCCCUCCGAGGAGCCAGUCCUGGGGGAGCUGACGGUGACUGGGUCAUCCCCGGACUCCCUGAGCCUGUCGUGGACCGUGCCCCAGGGACACUUUGACUCCUUCAGCAUCCAGUACAAGGACAGGGAAGGACGACCCCAGGUGGUGCGCGUUGGGGGAGAGGAGCGUGAGGUGGCCGUGGAGGGCCUGGAGCCGGGGCGCAAGUACAAGAUGAACCUGUAUGGGCUGCACGAGGGGCGGCGCGUGGGCCCCGUGUCCACCGUGGGCGUGACAGACAUGCAGGAGAUUGUGGACGAGAUUCCUGCCCCAACAGAGCCCAGCACAGAGGCCCCAGUGCCCUCCGAGGAGCCAGUCCUGGGGGAGCUGACGGUGACUGGGUCAUCCCCGGACUCUCUGAGCCUGUUGUGGACCGUGCCCCAGGGACACUUUGACUCCUUCAGCAUCCAGUACAAGGACAGGGAAGGACGACCCCAGGUGGUGCGCGUUGGGGGAGAGGAGCGUGAGGUGGCCGUGGAGGGCCUGGAGCCGGGGCGCAAGUACAAGAUGAACCUGUAUGGGCUGCACGAGGGGCGGCGCGUGGGCCCCGUGUCCACUGUGGGCAUGACAGCUCCCGAGGACAAACCUGUCACCACUCAGGCCACACCCACCACGACCCCCGAGCCCCCCAUCAAGCCACGCCUGGGGCAGCUGACUGUGACAGACGCCACCCCUGACUCCCUGAGUCUCUCCUGGACAGUUCCCGAGGGGCACUUUGACCACUUCCUGGUUCAAUACAAGAAUGGAGAUGGGCAGCCCAAGGUGGUGCGGGUGCCAGGCCAUGAGGAUGAGGUGACCCUGUCGGGCCUGGAGCCAGACCACAAGUACAAGGUGAACCUGUACGGCUUCCACAGUGGCCAGCGCACAGGGCCUGUGUCAGCGGUGGGGGUGACUGCUGCCGAAGAGGAGACACCCUCAGAAUCCACAGAGGUGGAUGAGACCCCCACCCCAACAGAGCCCAGCACAGAGGCCCCAGUGCCCUCCGAGGAGCCAGUCCUGGGGGAGCUGACGGUGACUGGGUCAUCCCCGGACUCCCUGAGCCUGUCGUGGACCGUGCCCCAGGGACACUUUGACUCCUUCAGCAUCCAGUACAAGGACAGGGAAGGACGACCCCAGGUGGUGCGCGUUGGGGGAGAGGAGCGUGAGGUGGCCGUGGAGGGCCUGGAGCCGGGGCGCAAGUACAAGAUGAACCUGUAUGGGCUGCACGAGGGACGGCGCGUGGGCCCCGUGUCCACUGUGGGCGUGACAGAGCCCACUGUCCCCAUGUAUGUCUCUCCAGCUCCCGAGGACAAACCUGUCACCACUCAGGCCACACCCACCACGACCCCCGAGCCCCCCAUCAAGCCACGCCUGGGGCAGCUGACUGUGACAGACACCACCCCCGACUCCCUGAGCCUCUCCUGGACAGUCCCCGAGGGGCACUUUGACCACUUCCUGGUCCAGUACAAGAAUGGAGAUGGGCAGCCCAAGGUGGUGCGGGUGCCAGGCCAUGAGGAUGAGGUGACCCUGUCAGGCCUGGAGCCAGACCACAAGUACAAGGUGAACCUGUACGGCUUCCACAGCGGCCAGCGCACAGGGCCUGUGUCAGCGGUGGGGGUGACUGAGGUGGAUGAGACCCCCACCCCAACAGAGCCCAGCACAGAGGCCCCAGUGCCCUCCGAGGAGCCAGUCCUGGGGGAGCUGACGGUGACUGGGUCAUCCCCGGACUCCCUGAGCCUGUCGUGGACCGUGCCCCAGGGACACUUUGACUCCUUCAGCAUCCAGUACAAGGACAGGGAAGGACGACCCCAGAUGGUGCGCGUUGGGGGAGAGGAGCGUGAGGUGGCCGUGGAGGGCCUGGAGCCGGGGCGCAAGUACAAGAUGAACCUGUAUGGGCUGCAUGAGGGACGGCGCGUGGGCCCCGUGUCCACCGUGGGCGUGACAGCCCCGCUGCCCACACAGCCUCCCUCAGAGCCCCGCCUGGGGGAGCUGGAGGUGGUGGCCGUGACUUCGGACACAGCACGCCUCUCCUGGACGGUGGCCCAGGGACCCUUUGACUCUUUUCUGGUCCAGUACAAGGAUGCACAGGGUCAGCCCAAGUCGGUGCCUGUGAGCACGGAGCUCCGUGAGGUCACAGUCUCAGGCCUGGACCCGGCCCGCAAGUACAAGUUCCUGCUGUUUGGACUCCAGGGUGGAAAACGCCACGGGCCACUUUCUGUGGAGGCAAAAACGAACCCAGACACGAAGCCCCCUCCCCGCCUGGGGGAGCUGACGGUGACAGACAUGACGCCCAACUCCAUGAGCUUCUCCUGGACCGUCGCCGAGGGUGAAUUUGACUCUUUCCUGGUCCAAUACAAGGACAGAGAUGGACAGCUGCAAGUGGUGCCCGUGGCUGGUGACCAGCGCGAGCUCACCAUCCCUGACCUGGAGCCCGGCAGAAAGUACAGGUUCCUGAUCUAUGGCCUGGUGGGCAGGAAGCGGCUCGGCCCCGUUUCCACCGACGGUGCCACAGCUCCCCUGGAGAAGGAUCGGCAGCCCCCGGCCCUCCUGGGGGAGCUGGCAGUGACGGAUGAAACCUUGGACUCUCUGCGCCUGUCGUGGACGGUGGCCCAGGGCUCCUUCGACUCCUUCCUGCUGCAGUACAGAGACGCAGAACGGCAGCCACAGGCAGUGCCCAUGGCCGCAGACCAGCGGGAGGCCACUGUGCGGGGCCUGGCGCCUGGCCGGAAGUACAAGUUCCUCCUCUAUGGGCUCCUCGGGGGAAAGCGCUUGGGCCCGAUCUCGGCCCUGGGAAUGACAGCCCCGGAGGAGGACACGCCGGCCCCAGGCAUCUCUGAGCCCCGUGAAGAGCCCCUCCUGGGGGAGCUAGUGGUGACAGACACAGCCCCCAACUCCCUACGCCUCUCCUGGAGCGUGGCCCGGGGCCCCUUUGACUCCUUUGUGGUCCAGUACCAGGACACGGACGGGCAGCCCCAGGCCUUGCUCAUGGACAGUGACCAGAACAAGGUCCUCAUCUCAGCCCUGGAGCCCAGCACCACCUACAGGUUCUUCCUCUACGGACUCCACGAGGGCAAGCGCCUGGGGCCCCUCUUAGCCGAGGGCACCACGGGGCCAGCUCCUGCUGGUCAGACCCUAGGGGAGCUGGGGCCUCGUCUGUCCCAGUUGUCUGUGAGUGAUGUGACCACCAGCUCCCUGCGACUCAACUGGGAGGCACCACCCGGAGCCUUCGACUCCUUCCUGCUCCGCUUCGGGGUCCCGUCCCCGAGCACAGUGGAGCCGCACCUGCGUCCCCUGCUGCAGCGCGAGCUGAUGGUGCCCGGCACGCGGCGCUCAGCUGUGCUACGGGACCUGCGGCCGGGCACGCUGUACAGCCUGACACUGUAUGGGCUGCGCGGGCCGUACAAGGCAGACAGUAUUCAGGGCACUGCCCGCACCCUCAGCCCAGUCCUGGAGAGCCCCCGCGACCUCCAAUUCACUGAUGUCAGAGAGACCUCAGCCAUGGUCACCUGGACGCCCCCACCCUCCAGGGUGGACAGCUUCAAAGUGUCCUACCAGCUGGCGGAUGGAGGAGAGCCACAGAGCGUGCAGGUGGACGGGCGAGCCCAAGCCCAUCAGCUCCAGGGGCUCCAGUCCGGCACCCGCUACGAGGUGACCGUGGUCUCCGUCCGUGGCUUUGAGGAGAGCGAACCUCUCACUGGCUUCCUCACCACGGUGCCCGAUGGCCCCACUCAGCUGCGCGCCCUGAACCUGACGGAAGGAUCUGCCUUGCUGCACUGGAUGCCUCCGCGGGCCCCAGUGGACAAAUACAAUGUCCGGGUCACAGCUCCCGGGGCCCCACCCCUGCAGGGCUCGGCCCCAGGCAGUGCUGUGGACUACCCUCUGCAAGACCUGAUGCUCCACACCAACUACACGGCCACAGUGCGUGGCCUCCGGGGCCCCAACUUCACCUCCCCAGCCAGCAUCUCCUUCACCACAGGGCUGAAGGCCCCCCAAGACCUAGAAGCCAAGGAGGUGACCCCUCGGACUGCCCUGCUCACAUGGACUGAACCCCAAGUCCCGCCCACAAGCUACCUGCUCAGUUUUGAAACCCCUGGGGGACAGACACAGGAGAUCCUGCUCCCAGGAGGGCUCACCUCACACAAGCUCCUCCGCCUCUUCCCUUCCACCCUGUACAACGUACGGCUGCAGGCCAUGUGGGGAGACAGCCUCACGCCACCCCUGGCCACCUCUUUCACUACUGGCGGCCUUCAGGUUCCCUUCCCCAGGGACUGUGGGGAGGAGAUGCAGAAUGGCGCUGGCUCCUCGAGGACCACCACCAUCUUCCUCAAUGGCAACCGCGAGCGGCCGCUGGACGUGUUCUGCGACAUGGAGACAGACGGAGGUGGCUGGCUGGUGUUCCAGCGGCGCAUGGAUGGGAAGACAGACUUCUGGAGAGACUGGGAGGACUACGCCCAUGGUUUUGGGAACAUCUCUGGAGAGUUUUGGCUAGGCAACGAGGCCCUGCACAGCCUGACGCAGGCUGGCGACUACUCCAUGCGCGUGGACCUGCGGGCUGGGGAUGAGGCUGUUUUCGCACAGUAUGACUCCUUCCGCGUGGGCUCAGCCGCCGACUACUACCGCCUCCACCUGGAGGGCUACCACGGCACCGCAGGUGACGCCAUGAGCUACCAUAGCGGCAGCGUCUUUUCUGCCCGGGAUCGAGACCCCAACAACUUGCUCAUCUCCUGUGCUGUCUCCUACCGCGGGGCCUGGUGGUACAGGAACUGCCACUAUGCCAACCUCAACGGGCUCUAUGGAAGCACGGUGGACCACCAGGGUGUGAGCUGGUACUACUGGAAGGGCUUCGAGUUCUCGGUGCCCUUUACGGAAAUGAAGCUGAGACCAAGAAGCUACGCCGGCUGAGGGCGGCUAACCCACCACCCACGCCUGGCACCCCGGUCUGACUGCCGAGCACUGAGGGGUCGCACGGAGGGAGAGAGGAGAAGCCGGCGCCGCCGGAAAAGGCCUUCUCUGCCCGCGAUCUCGCAGCACCAUGUUUACAGGGGGGAGGGGAGGGGUUGUGCGGGAGCAAUAAAACAGAAACAGAGGCAC